CCAAUAACCAAUGAAAUUAUUUUGGUAAUUCAGCAAAACGCCACUGAAAGCCUCCAUCUUUUUCCUUCUAUUACCCCACUGGUUUUUCCGAUGGAUUUCCAGGUGGUGGUUCUAGCCGGCAGCACUUCGAAGAAUCUCGCUCCUCUCGUCUCCAAGGUCUUCCUACGACUCUUCCUUUUUCAUGAUUUUUGGUUCCAAUUAAUCCAUUCUACAAUCAUUGCUGAAUUCUUCUUUUGCACUUGGAAUACAGGAGGUGCCCAAAGCGCUGCUUCCGGUGGCGAACCGUCCCGUUAUCUCUUACGUUUUGGAGCAUCUGGAGCAAAAAACCUCAAGGAUCUGAUUGUUGUGGUAGAGGGCAAAGAUGCGGUACUCCAUGCUGGUGGUUGGAUAUCUGGGGCUUUUAUUGAUCGUCUACAUGUUGAGGUUGCUGCAGUCCCUGAGGAUGUGGGAACUGCUGGUGCAAUUAGGGCCAUUGCACACCACCUGACUGCGGAGGACAUUUUGGUUGUAAGUGGUGAUCUUGUUUCUGAUGUGCCUCCUCGUGCAGCGGUGACUGUGGUGCUCUGCUCUGCUCCUGUGAGUGGAGCUUUGGAAUCAGGAUCUGGUGGUGGAAAGGAUAAAACCAAGAAACCUGGACGAUAUGACAUCAUUGGCCUAGACACUACUAAACAAUUUUCAUUAAGGAAGCGUCGAUUGUUUCGCAAACUGGAGCAGGUUGGCGAAGGCACUUACGGUCAAGUUUACAGGGCCAAAGAAAAGAAAACGGAUGAAAUUGUUGCUUUGAAGAGACUACGAAUGGACAAAGAGAGAGAAGGGUUUCCAAUCACUGCAAUACGUGAAAUCAAAAUUCUAAAGAAGCUAAAUCACAAGAAUGUAAUUGAGCUUAAAGAAAUUGUGAUUUCUCAUGCCAUUUCUCAAGGCAUGGAGUUGAAGAUCAAACAGGCUUUAAGUCAUAAAGUGUGGGUUAUGGAUAGGAUUCAUGUGAAAGCUAAAACCACUUUGAGGAUCUUCAUUAGUAGUUAUGCCAAUGUUUAUUCUUAUUCUUUUUCUGUUUUUCUUAGUUCUUCUUCUCCAGAAGAUGCAAAAGCAAAAGCAGCGGCUUCCUCCUGGCCCUCGAAAACUUCCAAUUAUUGGAAACCUUCACCAAAUCGGUGCAGUUUCCCACCAGUCGUUUGAAGAAAUGUCAAAGA
Molecule: messenger RNA, 1190 nt
Organism: Rubroshorea leprosula
Lineage: Eukaryota; Viridiplantae; Streptophyta; Magnoliopsida; Malvales; Dipterocarpaceae
Source: the annotation of a GenBank genome assembly